ACCGUAAACAUCGUCCGCUGUAAAACUAUGUUUUUUAAUCAAAUAACUAUUUUUUUCGACUAAAGUUGUAGCUAUUUCAUAUUUUAUUUGAUAAUAUUAAACAAAUCCUUUAUGUUUACUAAUCUUUUGCGAAGAAGAAAGCUUAAAUAGUAUGAGAACCAGCCGCCAAGAAAUCUAUGGCGCCAACAUUUUUUAGUUAUAUUCCUCAUCUUUAUUUUGUUAAAUUAUAUUAAUCAUGGAAGGGUCUAGUGAAAUCGUGGAUAAUAAUGAUAAACUAGCAAAUAAUUUAAAACUAGUGCGCUGUUUGGACUGGCUGCAAAAACAGAAUCAUCCAAAAAAAUUAGCACAACAGAACAAAAAUGAUAUACAGUUUAUCAUAGAAACCAACGCUCAUCGCAAGAAGUUUUUACUGUCUACUGCUGAAGAUGAUGCUACUAUACCAGCCGGCGUCGACGAGAGACCGUUACAACCAAAGGCUGUGCCGAACUAUAGACUCAGAUUUGAUAAUCUGACCAUGGAGUGUGAAUGGCAAUCAUGCUGUCAACGCUACAAAGACUAUAUGGACUUUCAGGAGCAUGUAGUGUCCCAUGUGUCUGAAGUAAAGGUUGUGGAUAUGGGGGAAGAAGUGUCAUACACUUGUUGCUGGGACAUAUGUGGGUACCAGUCACCAAAUUUUAAUGACAUCGUCAGGCACGUCAACUACCACUCUUACCACUCUAGAUUAUUGGCAAUAGGAUUUAAUGCGAGAGCAACAUUGAAACUUGAGAGCUGUCGCAGGGAUUCAACGAAGAGGAACCAACUACCACCAUUGAAGGAGGACCAUGCUUGUCUGUGGUUUGAAUGUACACACAAGUUUAAUUCUUUUCAAAAAUACCUUGACCACGUUGUCGCACACAUAAACUUCAUAGAGAAAAACUUUAUAUGCGCUUGGGCUGGCUGCGGUAUGAAAUUUACUAGGCGGGCUCUACUCAACAUGCAUGUUCGUUCCCACACCGGUGAGAAGCUCAUAGCGUGCUAUCACUGCGGACGACAUUUUACCAGUAAUCACAAGCUGAGCACGCAUUUGGCGAGACAGAACGCUGCCCAAGAAUGCGGUUACCAAUGCUCAGUGUGCGGUAAAUGGUACGCCACGGACUAUCUAGUCAGGGAACACUCUAGACAACAUGUGUCGUACUAUGCCUGUUCCCUGUGCGACAUGUCGGCGCCGACGCGAGCGGCGAUUGCCGUGCAUAUGCGGUACAGGCAUUUAGAUGAUGCAGUGAAGAAUUUUGAGUGUACGGAGUGUGAUUAUAGGACUGUAAUAAAAUGUGACCUUGAUAAGCAUAUGCGCACACACAACAAGAAAAGGAAAAAGGGAAAGGCUGGAGCGAGCAGCGAUGAAUCUACAGAUGAUGAGAAUCCGGCCAAGAAGGUCAAAAAGGAAGUAAAGAAAUAUGCCUGUCAUUUGUGCCCGUCGAAACAAACGAAAAUAUUCUCAAAAGGAUACCGGCUUACUACUCAUCUAGUGAAUGUUCAUGGAGCGCAAUGGCCUUUUGGACAUAGUCGGUUCAGGUACCAAAUCAGCGAAGACGGAAUAUACAGACUGACAACCACUCGCAUUGAAGAUUUGGAAGUAUCCAAGAAAAUUGUUGGAGGAAACAGUAUACCAAAGGAAUCGCUGGAGCCAAAAUAUGAGUUUAAUGUAAAACAAAUAAAAGCGACAAAAUACACUCCUGUACAAUUCGAAAUCUCCCUAAAAGGUGGGAAAAAUAUUGAUGAAAAGGAAGAAAGUGCAAAUAUUAAAGAAGAAAUAAUGCAUGAAUAUGAUGAAAAUGAAGGUAAUAAUUUCGUGGAGAUUUGUAUGUAUGAUGUUGACGAAUCUGGCAACAUUAUACGUUCGGAAACUACUAUACAGGAAAAGAAUACAAUAAUAACUACAUAGUGCAAAAGUGCAUACCAAAAACAUGAA
This is a messenger RNA of Aricia agestis (brown argus), 1948 nucleotides long. RefSeq names its product histone H4 transcription factor (gene Hinfp). Gene Ontology annotation, cellular component: chromosome. NCBI's taxonomy places the organism in Eukaryota, Metazoa, Arthropoda, Insecta, Lepidoptera, Lycaenidae. The transcript is spliced from 7 exons. Gene Ontology annotation, biological process: regulation of transcription by RNA polymerase II. Gene Ontology annotation, molecular function: chromatin insulator sequence binding. The record is from RefSeq and is a predicted model, not a curated record. Bases 236 to 1921 code for a protein of 561 amino acids.